Messenger RNA from Cylindrotheca closterium, 2964 nucleotides. The record is from the annotation of a GenBank genome assembly. NCBI's taxonomy places the organism in Eukaryota, Bacillariophyta, Bacillariophyceae, Bacillariales, Bacillariaceae.
AUGACACAGGAAGACAAUGAACAAAAGGGCGGAGUGACAAAGGAGGAAGAGUCGCCAAGUAAGAAACAAAAAGAAGACGACGGGGAAGGAAAACCAAAGGAAGCGAAGAAGAAAAGAACAAGCUCCAAGAGUAAAAGAAAAUCGUCGAAAGGAGAUGCUGGGUCCGACAAGGAACAGUCCAGAAAGCAAGCCAUUCUGCAAAAGCACAAGGAAUUGAUGUCGACAACAGAUGAAUCAAAACCAAGAAAGUCAAAGAGCAAAAGCUCGUCGAAGAGAGAAUCGAAAGUUGAUCAGGACGGGGCUGUUCUUGUGGAGAAGAAACGGCGAAGUUCAAAGAGCAAGGAUUCCAAAAGACAUUCGUCGUCAAAAGUUGAUCCAAAUGGAACGAUCGCAGUUUCGAAACGAAAGAGUUCCUCCAAGAGUAAAGAAUCUAAGAGUAAACGGAGCUCAACGAGCGCAGAACCGACCAAACGAAAGUCUCGGACGCAUAGCCCAAAGAGGAACUCUGGUACCGAGCUGAGUGGGAAAGCUCACAAGACUGAUGAUGCACCAAAGAAACAAUCAUCGAAACCGUCGAAGAGACGGAGCAGUACAAAGGAAGGAAAAGUGAAUGAGGGGGAUAGCGAGGGACAUCCAAAGAAUAAUGACACCCCUAAACCCCCAACCAUUAAGGAAGCAACCGAAGAAGGAGAAGAAGGCACAAAGAAGAAAGAGGACAUGCCAACAUGGGGAAGCCUACUGAAUAAAUCUGUCGAAAAUGAUUCGAAGAAGGACGAUGGCAAGGAAACGUCAAAGGAGGCAACUCAGAAAACAGAGGUGAAGAAGGAGGUUAAGCCAACGCCAGCCUUUGGAUUUCUCAUGGGCAGUCGUUCCACCUCCAUCGAAAAAGAAGAUCUUAAAGCAAAAGAGAGUGCACCAAAACCUACACCAGUAGUCAAGCAGCCCGAUCUGAAGAAGGAAAGAAGCAACCAAUCGCUAGCCUUCGGAAUGCUCGCGGUCAUGAUGGGUGGUUCCAAGAGGGACAUAGUCAAGCCGCCGCCAAGCGAGGAAAGUCCUCCAACAUCUCUGGAAAUUGGAUCGAAAAAGGACGAUGACAUCAACGAGACGGCAAAUACCCCAGUCUUUCAAAUGUUGGAAAGUGAGCGUGCGCCGCCGCCGACAGCUCCCAAGCAAGAUAGCAAGAAACCUAUCCCUACCCCCCCUACAGUUCCACAGAACGAUUCGAAGAAGGAAAGCAGCAACCAAAUGCUAGGGCUUGGACUGCUCCAAAGUAUAAUCGGGGGUUCCAAAAGAGAUGUAAAGCCGCUGCAAACACCAAGCCCUCCAAGUCCAACUUCUGUGGAAGAAGGACUGAAACAGGACGACGAUGAUAUCAACGAGACGUCGAAGACUCCAAUCGUGGAGGGCCCAGCAGUUGCCAAGCAAGAUCCGAAGAAGGAAGCAAGUAACCAAUCACUAGCGCUUGGAAUGCUCGCAGCCAUGAUGGGUGGUUCCAAGAGGGAUAUCGUCAAACCUUCGCCCCCGCCAAACACCGAGAGCCCAACUCCUUUGGAAGAUGGAUUGAAAAAGGACGAGAAAGACUUGGAAGGUGGAUUGAAACAAGACGAGAAAGACAUUCACGAAACGUCCAAGGCUCCAAUCUUGACGACAAACCCACCGCCACCACCAGUGCGUUCGGUCCAGAAGGAUCCGUCACCGGCGCCUUCCGACCAAAAGGAUCUUUCACCAGUUAGAAUGGUCACGAAAGAUCAUUCUUUGGAGAAAAAACAGCACCACGGCAGGCACCACGGCAAGCACCAUCAUAGCAAGCACCACCACAAGCAGCACAGCAAGGGCAAUGCUACUCUCAAGACAGUGGAACUUAUGGAAAGCCCCACUAACAGUUCCGUCGAGGACACCCUCAACACUACGAUGGAUUCGGAUAGCCAAGAAAAGAUGUUCGCUGGCAUGAAAAACAACAAAGGCAAGAAAGACGGAGAAAGACACAAGAAAGCCGGUCCUUCUCGUGUCAAACAAAUUUGCUGCAUUUUCGUUUCGCUGAUUCUCAUUCUUGGGGGACUGGCAACUUGGUACUUCUGGGACGAGUUGAACGAACUGGUAACAAAGUCGGAAGUUGCGGCAGUCAUGAUUGAGUCGCCAGCACCUUCGCUAUCCAUGAGUCCAAGCAUAGCACCCACCAUAUCCAUGAUGCCCUCGGACCUACCAUCCAUUGUUCCCUCCUCCAACCCAACCCUUUCUGCCGAACCAACCAUCCUACCAUCGGAAAAGCCGUCCAAUUCCAUGGCACCAAGCGCAAAUCCAAGUCUUUCUCAAUUUCCAUCCUUCGUGCCUAGCAUAGAGCCCUCCACGUCCAUGGAGCCUACCGCCUUACCCAGUAUGGUUCCCUCAAUCGAACCCAGUGUGAGUCAGAACCCCACUUGGACUCGGUAUCGACGCGAUUGGGAUUUCAAAGUACGCCUUCAAUGGCAAAAAUCCUACUUUUGGCAAGAAGAAAACACAGAACGUUUCUGGUGUUUGGAAUGUACCAAAUGUGACGAGUAUGGUCGAGGUGACGGUUGGGAACAUGGAUGCAGAUCGUAUGGCAGUGGCGACAAUCGAAACUGUCGGGCGGGAGAUUCGCUCUGGAUUCGCGAUUGCCGAUCCCGCGGCAAUCGAUUCAACGUGUUGCAGAUUGAUCAGAAGAGCUACAUGUUGCGAUUGGACAAUACCAACCUUUGCAUUGAACGACGAAACAAACAUUUAAUGUUCAGAGAUUGCAAUGAGAAUGAUAUCGACCAGCAAUUUGUGCCAUGGUACGAUUGGAACAAAUUUGAAUUGCGGCCAUUGGCCAUGGAAGGCUGGGGAGAACGAGAAGCCGAUUGCGUGUCACAGUUGCAUCAUCCCAAACAAGACGAAGUGGUGGGCAUGCACAAUUGCCGCCUAUCUCGAAUCUACGAGACACGGCACUGGGAACGAUACGGUUAG